Molecule: messenger RNA, 3469 nt
Organism: Pangasianodon hypophthalmus (striped catfish)
Lineage: Eukaryota; Metazoa; Chordata; Actinopteri; Siluriformes; Pangasiidae
Product: uracil nucleotide/cysteinyl leukotriene receptor
Exons: 1
Biological process (GO): positive regulation of Rho protein signal transduction; phospholipase C-activating G protein-coupled receptor signaling pathway
Cellular component (GO): membrane
Molecular function (GO): G protein-coupled receptor activity
Source: RefSeq, a predicted model, not a curated record
UGGUCAUCAGGGAGGAAUGUGACUAUUUGUAAUCAGCUGUACUUGGAGAAAAGAUCUUUAAAAGCCCUUGUGUCGACGGUGGUUGCAUUUGCUGUUCCUCUGGUCUCUCUGACAGUGGCUUACAUCCUCAUUUAUCGCAAGCUCAGAUUGAUGACAUUUCACCAGAGGACAUCUGUCCAAAGUAAGGCAGUCAGAAUGAUCCUGCUGACUCUGGCUACCUUCAUAGUGGCCUUUGUGCCCUAUCACGUGCACCGUUUCCUUUACAUUGAGUGCCACAGACACGGCAAGUUAUCCGAUUUUGAAAUUAGAUCUUUGGCCUUUGGUAACCGCUUAACCUCUGCUCUCACAUGUGUUAGUGGUAUAAUGGAUCCGGUUAUGUACUUCUUCCUGGCUCGUAAUUACCAGAAGACUCUGCUUCAUCUGUGUGGAAGAGCAACAAACAAAGACAGGCCACAGUCCACCACCUGAACUUAACCCUUUUUUCUCACUGUAUUUUAAAGCUUACAAAGCUUACAUUUAAUAUAAUUUAAGUUAAUGUAAGAAGUAAUUGGAUGCUAUGGUCAUUGUCAUAAACAAUUUAAUAAGGAGUCACUGAAAUGAUUUUUUUAAACAAGACUGCCACAGCACUUUUGUGCAAAGGAGCACUCCCAUUGUGAUAUACUGGCUUUUUGCACAUUUGGCCUCAUUUAUUAAUUAACUAAAAAUGUCUACCAGAUUUACAAAAGUUUGAGAAACACUCAUUUGCUUUGUACUGGCAUGUGUAUGAUCACCCAUAUUAGUGCAAAUAAAACACAUUUUUGUCACUGCUCAUUUCCAAUUAAUAACGCCCAUAAAACUCUAUAAAAGUUAAUGCUCACCGAUUACCAUGGUGAAAAAAAUGGCAGAAAGGCAGAAGUGGAAGUUAUUCUGCCUCACUUCUAUGCCAAUAAAAUAUUUAGCAGUGUAACAGAUAGACAAAUUACAGAAGAUGUGAAUUAGGUGUGAAUUAAGUGAAGCGACAAGAAAAUGGUGUCAUGCACUAAAUUUUCUGUCAUGUAAGCCAUUUGUUGACAGCUUAUGUCUAUGGCAGACAGACCGGCCUGUCAUCCAUUUAUACAGUCGCACUUCUUUUGCAUAACUGAAUGAUUAGUUUUAUUUGUCUAUUAUUUCAUAUUCUUUAAUUAAUGCCAAUAAUAUAAGAUGACUGUUUUUUAAACAUGACAGUAUAUUCCAAAUAUAAAAUUGCAGUAAAGCAAAUUACAUGAUAUGAAGUUGAUCAAUCAAGGUUUACAUUAGUCUUUUUACACGUAAAUUUACAUACCAUCAGGAGCACAAGUAGGAUACAAAUUUUUUUCCGAAAUUGCAGGAUUUUCAUGGAUACCACAUUUCUUGUGUAAAUGCUCCUAUGAACGAUUUUUGCAAAUAAAUCCCUUCGUAUUGUAUGUGAAUUGGAAACAGGGGCGGCAUUGAAUCUGUGUAACCAAACUGUUUGUUUUUUCUGUAAAUAUUGCUUCCCAAAACGUAAAAAAAAGCAGAUUAUUUUUUCUCAUUUGUUUCUUGUGAAUAUAUGUAUUGGUCAUAUAAUGCCAUGUGUGGAAAAGCAGGAAUGCUUUACUAGAAACCAAGUACAUACAGUAUGUGUAAUGUUUGGCUUACAUAUGAAUAAGUUUGGAUUAUAUAUGACUCAUUUCAUCACCAGUGGUUUAAAAGCCCAUCUGACUCUGUGUUGAUGCUGUAUAAAUAUGAUAACACUGUGUGUCAAUUAAGGCAUAGAUCGAUCUAUGGGGUAAAUUUUUUCAUUUUGACACUGUUCUCUGAGCUAAACAAAAAUGUAGAAAUACUCAAAGUCUGUUUUAGUAAUCUAAUUAACCUAUAAUUGGAUCAUUCCAAAAGCACAGCCAGCACUUUUGAUCUGUAGCUAGGACUAAUAAUUAUUAGAUAUCUUACAUCUAAAGCACUUAUUGUAAAUCGAACUCUUACUCAUAAAGGAUUUAUUGUACUUUGUUUAACAGAAUCUUGAGUGACAGAAAAUGUUGUUUAACAGAAAAUACAUAUAUGUAUAUACAGCUGUAUACAUAGUCCUCAUCUAACUAGCAGUGGAGUCAUAGUUAUUUGUAAUGAUACCCUAGAAAUCUAAGAAAUCCAGACUAAGAAAUCUGGAUAUGAAUUUAACUCCUUAACAGUACUUUUUACUAACAACAAAUUUAGCCACAAAAAGAUUUCCUCUCAGAUAAGGUUAUUUCUGUAGAAAAAGCAGUGGUUGUUGGAGAAUUUAAUAUUCAUUUUGAUAAUGUGCAAGACCCAAAGCCGUGUCUGUGUCUAUUUUAGAGUCACUAGGCCUUACUUAGAAUAAAAAAGGACCUGCUCAUUACAGCAGACACACCUUUGAUUUAAUAGUGACAUUUACAUUCACCAUCCACUUCAACAGAAACACCUGUAGACCUGUUCAUUUAUGCAGUUAUCCACUCAGCCUAUCAUAUGGCAGCAGCACAAUGCAUGCAGAUACAGGUCAAGAGCUUCAGUUAAUGUUCACAUCAAACACUAGAAUGGGGAAAAAGUGCGAUCUUUGUGACUUUAACUGUGGCAUGGAUGUUGGUGCCAAAUGGGUGGGUUUGAGUAUUUCAGAAACUGCUGAUCUCCUGGGAUUUUCACACACAGCAGUAUCAAGAGUUUACAUAGUAUGGUAUUCCUAUUAAAGUGGAGAGUGAAUGUAGAUUAAAUGUAGAAAACAUAGUCACACUUCCCCAGUCUAAAAUGGUUUCAGAUCACUACUUCAUUUUAAUUAAAAUGUGUCUUAGUCAUAAUAUAUGCACUUUGCCAUGCUACUGCAUUAUGCUUACAAUCUUUUCAGCUACUGUAUACCAUUUUAUUGAAGAUUUAUAGGCCUUGACUGGAUUGCCCUCUGACCCACAAAACUUGAUCAAGUGACUGAAUGCUUAGAGUCAAUGUUCUGCUACACUCUAGAUAAUGUAGCCCCACUUAAAAGAAAAAUAAUUCAUGGAAAAAACUACCACCCUGGUAUAACAAUCACACUCACACAUUAAAACAGACUACUCAAAAGUUAGAAUGUAUCAAACUAAUUUGGUAGUAUUCCAAAUUACAUGGAAGGAGAGACUUCUUAACUACAGAAAGGCUCUUACUACUGCUGGAUCACCAUAUCUCACUCACUUACUCACAAUAGCUGCUCAGUGUUGCAGUAGAUCCAAAGUCUAUCCUGGGAUCACUGGGCAUACUGGCCAGAAAUACACCCUGGAUGGUACACCAGUCCAUGUCAGAGCACCAUGCGCGCACACACACAUUAACCCUUAUAGGCAGUUUAUCUUAGCCAAUCAAUCUACUGGCACGUUUCUGGGAGGUGGGAGGAAACCGAGCUCAGAUUCAAACCUGGAACCCUGGAGCUAUGAAGCAGCAGUGCUACCCACUGCGUCACUGUGCAUCAGCAUAUUCUCUCUAUACCUAAUAUUAAAUUCAAUUACAUUAUCACAAAGGA